CAGGAAGUGUCUGUUGUGUUGCUGUUUGCUUCACUAUGAUGAAUUAUCCUGCCACUGUCCUGUCAGCAGUGAUACUGAAUGCACCAUUAUUUCUUUCAUAUUGCUGCAAACUGCUGCACAUCCAGUACGCUUUGUACCAACGUGUCUGAGCCUUAAUAAUUAAAAUGAGUGAUCCAGGUAAAGAUCUACACCGCAGGCUGCAGCAGCUGCAGAGUCGUUUCACCUGGGAUCUGAACAAGGAAGACUUGGAGUUGGACGACCUUAGCAAGCAGCUGCAGCAUGAUAUAGACCUGCAACUGGGGCAGCGGGGCGCCCUGGCCCACUCCUACAGGUUCCUGUCUUAUGUGAGGUAUCUUCAGGGUAAACCAGAGGAGGCGCUGUCGCUUCUCACUGAAUCAGAGGAAAAGACGAGGGAGUGUUACGGAGGGGAGAGCGAGCUGCGGCUCAUUGUGACGUACGGAGACCUGGCUUGGCUGAAAUACCACACCAAAGACUACGUACAGUCCCAGACUUACUGUCAGAGAGUCGAGGAUAUACUGGUGAAGCAUCCGCCUGAUUCUUCCACUGACCUCCAUCCAGAAGUGUACGGGGAGAAGGGCUGGACCUUUCUUAAGUUCUCCAGUUCUUACUAUACCAAAGCUGAAGAAUAUUUCUGCAAAGCUUUGGAGCUGCAGCCUGAUGACCGGGAGUGGAACACUGGCUAUGCUAUCGUCCUCUAUCGCACAGAACAGAAUGUUAGUGAUUGGUAUCCCGAGGAAUCACCGGCCACUAAACAGCUUCGUCGAGCCCUGGAAAAAAAUCCAGAUGAUGGCGUUUUGAUGUCCCUGCUGGCUCUGAAGCUGGUCCACGACGAGAACAAACACACAGAGGCUAAAGGUUUGGUGAAGAAGGCCCUGGAAGUCGGACAGGACAACACUCAAGUCACCCGCUACGUAGCAAAAUAUCUCCGCAACCAGGAUCAGCUGGAUGAGUCUAUCGAUCUGCUUAAGAGUAUGCUGGAGAAGAAAAGCCAGUCAUCUUUCAUUCAUCACCAGCUUGCUCUGUGUUAUGAGAAGAAGAAGAAUAAGCUGCUUGGGAGAAGAGAUCGACCAGUGUCAGAGGUGCAGCAUUGGACACGUCUUUGUAUUCAGCAUCUGGAGGAAUCAGUCAGGCUCAAGAAGGGUUUCAAUGCUGCGAAAGCUCUGCUGGCUCUGCAGUACGCACAGAACUUUGAAAGAAGGAGAGCUCAGCAGAUGUUUGAUGAUGUGCUGCAGACGUUAGAGGAUGAACCUCCAGGCAUCCGUCAGUACAUCUACCGGUAUUAUGCAGAGUUCUGCUACUAUCAAAACAAUCAGAAAGACCUCGGACUCACCUAUUACAAAAAGGCUUUGGAGUUCUGCAUCAACACAUCACAUUGGAAGCACUGUGUGAAGAAACUGACGACGAUAGCAGAGGGACGCCUCAGAAAGUAUCCCAGAGACGCCGCGGCCUAUGGCAUCCUGGGAGCAGUGGCCAGAGCUGAGGGCAAUCGGAGCAGGGCCGUGAGAAAUUAUGAGCGCGCUCUGGAAAUAGACGCCAACAACGACGAGUAUCUGUCAGCCCUGUGGGAGCUGCGCCUGGAUCUGACCGCACACAGGGAAGAGAAAGACCGCCCGGAGGAGAAGCUUCCAGAGGCCGCAUGUGAAAAAGUUUGUGCCAGGAACGCCACCGUGUGAACGAGGUUCCAGAACCACAGCUCAGAAACGCUCGGCUACGUCACAUCACACCUGGGAACCGCUACAUCGAUCACUACGGCCGUCUUCUUCUGUUUCUCUACCACCACUACGUCCGGUUGGUUAGCCACCACCUGUUUGUCCGUCUGUAUCUGGAAGUCCCACAGGAUCUUAGCUCGGUCAUUCUCCACCACCUCCCAUGUUGACCUCGGGGCUUCCAGAUGUUUCUGUGUACUAUGCUGGCCACUUCGCUAUGGCGUUCCAUUAGGGGUGGGCGAUAUAAAUGAUAUACGAUAGAAACGAUAUAAAUUUGUCCAACAAUAGAGAUUUUGACUAUACCGCUCUACCGCGAUAGCGCAUGUUGAUGAUGUCAUCAAGCUGCGCCUGUUUUGGUACAAAGCAUUGCAGCGGCUUAGUGUUGCCAACUCCCUGAAAAAUAAAUAAGGGACACCUCGUGGCCAGGGCCGGGCAACCCAGUCUUCACCCUUCCCAGUGUGGUGAAUUUUGUAGCCUUUUUUGUGUGUGAAAUUAUUUUUUUUGACCAUUUGACUUGAAUUUGAUUUAAGUAAAUGCAUAUUCUUUGUGAUAUGACCAUAUGGGAAACAAAUGAUCAUUUAGCCAUUUAUUUUUAGCUCAAAAUGACAACAUUAACACAAUAAAACAGGUCUCUUUCUUAAACAGAAGCCUGUCAUGCUUAACUUUUGAGAAUAUAAGUAAAUGUUUCUUUAAAAGAACUCUGUCCUGCUUAACUUAAAAUUAUAUAAAUUAACAGAAAACAAUAGAAUGAAAAACAUUCUUGUAACAGUGCACAUAUAGUGCAUUUAGUACAAUUGGCUUCAGUUGAGGUAUUAUUACAGCUUUUCUAAUGCUAAUCAGCUGCUUCUGUUUGUAAACCCGCUUGUUCCCAUGGUUACGCAUCAUAACUCAUCAUCAUUAUUCAUCUAUGUAUUACUUUUAUGUAUUAGUCAUCUAUUUGUUGUAAUCAUCUAUCCUUGCAGUUGUUUAUUACACAAAAUAAAUGAUAUUAUCGCACUUCUGGCCACAUAGCGCUGAUAUUCACUGCACAUGCCCAUAUUAACCUUAACCAGAGGGUUUAAAAAAACUAACCAGUGUUUACAGACCAUAUCUGCUUCUGCCGUGGCCUGGUGGACAAAAAAUUGGUUAAGGGUUCCCCGAGCUUUCACGCCCCUCAUGUUCUUCAUGUGCCCACCAUUA
This is a messenger RNA of Oreochromis aureus, 2906 nucleotides long. Its product is annotated as interferon-induced protein with tetratricopeptide repeats 5-like. The record is from RefSeq and is a predicted model, not a curated record. The coding region runs from base 165 to 1694 and encodes 509 amino acids. Lineage: Eukaryota; Metazoa; Chordata; Actinopteri; Cichliformes; Cichlidae. The transcript has 10 exons. Gene Ontology annotation, biological process: defense response to virus. Gene Ontology annotation, molecular function: protein binding. Gene Ontology annotation, cellular component: cytosol.